GAAUUUCUCUCUUAAAAUCCUUCCUCCCCAAGUAAACGUCCAAACAUGGUUAUAUAAACCCCUCCCAUUUCUCCUCUCUCUGACGCACUCUACGUUCAAUCCCAGUCCUUCGCCAAUGGACGACGCCGAGCAAUCUCCACCUUUAGAUCUCCGCGACCUCAAAGCCCUCUCCGUCCUCGGCCGAGGAGCCAAAGGCAUCGCCUUCCUCGUCCAGACGCGAUCCCCCUCCACCGAAACCCUAGCCCUUAAAGCCAUCUCCAAAUCCAAAAUCGAGAAGAAGAAAUCCGACGACGCCUACCGUCGGAUCUGGUUCGAACGCGACGUACUGAAGACGCUCCACCACCCUCUCCUUCCCAACCUCCAUGGCUUCCUCGAGACGGAGAAGAUCGUCGGGUUCGUAAUCCAGUAUUGUUCCGGCGGGAAUCUCAGCGCACUGAGGAGCAAACAGACCGAGAAGAUGUUCUCAGACGACAUUAUACGGUUUUACGCGGCCGAGUUAGUCAUCGCAUUGGAGUAUUUGCACGGAUUGGGAAUCGUCUACAGAGAUUUGAAGCCAGAGAACGUUCUAAUCCAAGAAAACGGCCAUUUGAUGCUGAUCGAUUUCGAUCUCUCCACGAAAAUAACCGUAAAAUCGCCGGAGAAUCUCCCGAUUCAUCCGAAGAGAUCGGAAAAUCGCGUCGAGAAAGCAGUCCCCAUCAAGAAGAACCGCUUCCCGCUGUUUUAUUGCUGCAGUUCCGGCAUUCAGGAGGCGAACCCGACCGUCGCCCCCGUCAGAGUGGGCAAUAACUCGGUGGAGUCGGCUAAUUCGGGGAAGUCGAACUCGUUCGUGGGGACGGAGGAUUACGUGGCGCCGGAAAUCAUCCAAGGGAACGGCCACGAUUUCUCCGUGGAUUGGUGGAGCCUGGGCGUAUUACUCUACGAGAUGCUGUACGGUCAGACCCCAUUCCGUGGAUGUAAUCGGAAGGAGACGUUUUACCGGAUUCUGACAAAAGCGCCGGAGUUGGUCGGAGAACAGACGCCGUUGAGGGAUUUGAUUCGGAGGUUGUUGGAGAAGGAGCCGGAGAAGAGGAUUUCCAGCGACGGCAUAAAGGCGCAUGAAUUUUUCAGAGGGGUAGACUGGGAAACGGUUCCGCGAAUAUCGAGGCCGCCGUAUAUUCCGGAAUGGAGGGCAGAUGUGGAAGAGACGGAGGGUAUUUUGGAAAUUGAUAUGGAGAAGUAUGCAGAGAACGUUUUUGGUGUAACUGAUGACGCGGAGAAAGACAGGUCGUUGGAGAAGAGUAAGAGCGUUUGGGUGGAUGGUUUGAGCCAUCCUCCAAAUACGGCUGAUUUUUCGAUUUUUUGAAUUUAUUUUAUUUUUUGAAUUU
Molecule: messenger RNA, 1364 nt
Organism: Magnolia sinica
Lineage: Eukaryota; Viridiplantae; Streptophyta; Magnoliopsida; Magnoliales; Magnoliaceae
Product: serine/threonine-protein kinase OXI1-like
Exons: 2
Coding region: 116-1342 (408 amino acids)
Biological process (GO): protein phosphorylation
Cellular component (GO): nucleus; cytoplasm; plasma membrane
Molecular function (GO): protein serine/threonine kinase activity; ATP binding
Source: RefSeq, a predicted model, not a curated record